This is a messenger RNA of Paecilomyces variotii, 829 nucleotides long. RefSeq lists its product as hypothetical. Gene Ontology annotation, cellular component: U6 snRNP; P-body; spliceosomal tri-snRNP complex. The record is from RefSeq and is a predicted model, not a curated record. Gene Ontology annotation, biological process: spliceosomal snRNP assembly; P-body assembly; mRNA splicing, via spliceosome. Gene Ontology annotation, molecular function: U6 snRNA binding. NCBI's taxonomy places the organism in Eukaryota, Fungi, Ascomycota, Eurotiomycetes, Eurotiales, Thermoascaceae. Bases 276 to 641 code for a protein of 121 amino acids. The transcript has 3 exons.
GCCUUGUCUCGGCACCGUACUUUCUCCGGUUCCCGGCGCGAAGCUGUGAGUGAGCGCAAGUGCAGCUUGUCUGAGCUCCAGUCGCUCGUUCAACGCCUUGAUUCGGUUCCCCGCAGUCCAUGUGGUGACGGAAGCGCAAGAUUAAUCCGAACUUUGCUAAACCAGAGCGCUUCAAAGUGCUGGUACAAUUUAUCCCUAAGCGUCAGGACGCCACGUCAAGCAGGAGCGCCGUUGGUAAAGAGGGGUUCCGAUCCUGACAACAUAUCGCUGGCAACAUGUUGCCAUUAGGUCUAUUGACGGCCGCUCAGGGCCACCCGAUGCUGGUCGAGCUGAAGAAUGGAGAGACCCUGAACGGACAUCUGGUCCAGUGUGAUAACUGGAUGAAUCUGACACUCAAAGAAGUCGUCCAGACCAGUCCGGAAGGAGACCGCUUCUUCAGAUUGCCGGAAGUCUACGUCAGAGGUAACAACAUCAAAUACCUACGAGUUCCCGAGGAGAUCAUAGACCUAGUCAGGGAGCAGCAGCAGAACCAACCCUCAAAUCGCGGUCGCGGUGGCCCACAACGUGGUGAAGGCCGAGAACGGGGUCGCGGCGGUGGCCGUGGCGGACGAGGUCGUGGUCGGGGAAGAGGUGGCAGCUAGAGGAUUUCAUUUAGAGUGGAGAGGAUGGAAUUAUACCCCGUUGGAGGUGGCACGGACGAAAUGACAUGAAGCUUGUGGUUUGGCGGGUUAGUCCAGCAUGGCUUUGGCGUAAUGGCUCUGUACUGUAACCGGUCUUGACAGCAACAGCUCAAAUGUUGUAAUCAAUUGAUAACGACGACAAUAAAUAC